GUUUCUGAGUAACACGAAUAAUGUACAUUUAACAAGUUACAUUUUGUGUUAAACUAUUUUACAAUAUUUUACAAUAGUAUCUAUAAUAAUUAUUACUGAUUACAAUACAAAUAAUAUGUAUUUUAUAAUAGUGCAUAUCUUGUAUUCUGUUGUCAUGGAUACAAGUGUCCUACAGAGAGCAGACACAGUUUUAUCACAGUGAGAUUUUAGGGACAUUGAUUUCUUAAUCUUUAAGUCAUAACUGCAAUAAAUUCUACUUGAACAGAUAAUAUGACUAAAGGAGGAAAGAGAUAUGUAAAUAUGGACCAAGAUGGCAAAUGGUUUGCCCAUGUUGGCUCGCAACAGUGUGAGGUAACACGAGAAGCCUGUACCACCACAGGAGCCAUGCUCUCCCAGGCCACACCACAACACAUGCAAGGACAAGAGAGAUAUCCCAAAACUUUUAUCAGCCAUGAAAAGAGGACAACGGGCAGGAGCUAUCGAUUUUCAGAGCAUGAUAACCGAGGUUCACUGAAAGAUAAUAUAAAUACAUAUGGUCAUGGCUUGGGUCGUAAGAAGUGUCUGGAUGACCGCCGGCAGCAUAACUCUCAUUUCUGCCUCUGUCAUGAUGGCAGUGUGAGUGCAGUAUGGUCGGGGAGCAGGGAUCAUUCAGCUUAUCAGACUGACUUCCUGCCCAAGCACAGCACAGAGAGCUCAGAAGGCACACAGCACAGACGCCGUUUUCCCAGGAACCAUCUGGAGCAGUCACAUCAGGCUGCUGUGGCCCAGGCUGAGGAGGGCUACAUGUGGUUUGGAAGGCAUGAUAUGAAUGACCGCACACCUCUUAAUGUACUGGCAGCUACCAACCACUCCAAAGCUUUGUAACUGAUAUAAUCCAGUCCCAAGAGAGCACAUUAAAGCA
This is a messenger RNA of Pangasianodon hypophthalmus (striped catfish), 901 nucleotides long. It is a transcript of the gene tex36, whose product is annotated as testis expressed 36. The transcript has 4 exons. NCBI's taxonomy places the organism in Eukaryota, Metazoa, Chordata, Actinopteri, Siluriformes, Pangasiidae. The record is from RefSeq and is a predicted model, not a curated record. The coding region runs from base 271 to 864 and encodes 197 amino acids.